AUGGAAUAUUACGAGCAUUCGAAAUUUGGGAUUGAUUGGGCUCCAUAUCAAACAAUGUUUCCGGGAGAAAGUAAAAGUGGCACAAUCAACCGAAUGACUGAAAUAGUCAUAUUCUUAAACCCACACUGGAAGGGUCUAGUUGCAGAGGAAAAGUGGAAGGGAAAUUGGGAUGUCUACAGAGACCACUUCAGCCAGAGUCUCGCCCACAAGAUAGAGAAGCUCAACUUCAUAGAUUUCAAGUUACGAGCUCUAUUGCUGUUCGUGUCAUCAGUUCGUGUCACUGAAGCCUUCAAAAAACAUCUGGAAGAGUAUCGAUGCAUUUGCCGAUACGAUGAGCAUAAGCAGAAUGCAAGUAGUAUGUAUGAUCUACGUAUCCCCCCCCAAAUCGUGCCCCCGGCCUAUUACACUAGGGCGGGGAAAAACACCAGGGCGAGAAUCGGGGGAGGCGAAAAGAGAUAG
Molecule: messenger RNA, 459 nt
Organism: Caenorhabditis remanei
Lineage: Eukaryota; Metazoa; Nematoda; Chromadorea; Rhabditida; Rhabditidae
Exons: 4
Coding region: 1-459 (152 amino acids)
Source: RefSeq, a predicted model, not a curated record